UUAAGCUCAAAAACUUCAAACAGCUUUGUCUCUUAGAGUGAGUGAGAGACAGAGAGAGAUGGGCAGAGCUCCUUGCUGUGAUAAGGCCAAGGUGAAAAAGGGUCCUUGGUCUCCUGAGGAAGAUGCAAAGCUCAAGUCCUACAUCGAAGAACAGGGAACUGGUGGCAACUGGAUUGCUCUCCCUCAAAAGAUUGGUCUAAAACGAUGUGGUAAGAGUUGUAGGCUGAGAUGGCUGAACUAUCUAAGGCCAAAUAUCAAACAUGGGGGCUUCUCAGAAGAAGAAGAUCAAAUCAUUUGCAAUCUCUUCAUAACCAUUGGAAGCAGGUGGUCAAUUAUAGCAAGUCAGCUCCCAGGAAGAACAGAUAACGACAUAAAAAACUAUUGGAAUACCAGACUAAAAAAGAAGCUCCUUGACUGGCAAAGAUACAUGUCAUCCACAUCCCAUCUCCUCCAUCACUCGAACGAGAAGGUUUGUAAUACUAACCCUAACCCUAAUGGAUCCUCAAAAACCCUAACUACAUCUUCCCUUGAAAUGCUACAACUUCACAUGCAAUCCACAACUACUAUGCAUCCAUUGAAGCUUUCCCAACAAGCCAAGGAACCAAGAGAGCAAACUAAUAUAAAUAAUUCCUUACAUGGAAACUUGUUUCGUGGUACAGAAAGUCAAAUUUUUAGUGGCAUUGAUAGUUUUAGAGAAUUGAAUUUUGAAGAGGAGAUAAAUUGGUGGGGAAGCAUUGGACUUGAUGAGAAAUCCUUGCCAAGUUUGUCAGAUUUGGCUUUGGCUCUUCAGGCUGAUUCUAUGCUUCAGGAGUAUGGGAUUGGGUAUGAUUUAUAAUGUCAGUACUUUUCAACAUGGUGUUCAUGUUCUGUGGUAUAUUAGUCUCUGCAAGAACAUAUUAUG
Phalaenopsis equestris is the source of this 901-nucleotide messenger RNA. RefSeq names its product transcription factor MYB36-like. NCBI's taxonomy places the organism in Eukaryota, Viridiplantae, Streptophyta, Magnoliopsida, Asparagales, Orchidaceae. The transcript has 3 exons. Bases 59 to 835 code for a protein of 258 amino acids. The record is from RefSeq and is a predicted model, not a curated record.